AAUUCUAUGGUCCCCCAUCCUUCGUCACUCCGUUCCGUCCUUUCCUUGCGAUGUCUGUUCAACGGGUAUGGCCCGCGUCUCCGGCCGUCCAGAGAACAGACUAUCCUACCGAGAGCCGUACGGCGCUCCUCACAACCACGCUCCGAGUGCCACUGCCGGCCAGAAAGUACCCUUGUAGAAUACUUCGUCAGAAUGAAACUCUGACGGCUUUUCCAGCCAAUCAGAGGAGGGUAGCAUCGCGCGCGAUUGACGGUCGGGAUUGGUCGAGAAAUAGCGUUCGGGGUGGCGGAGGUGAGAGGAAGAGCCCGCCGUUCGGAAGGGAAAGAGGGGAAGGGGAACGUACCGGUACGGAGGGGCGGAAUGCGGUAGGGGAGGGGCGAAGAGGGACACUGUGGGAGAGGGGAGGAAGGGACAGAGACGAUUUGCCAGGGAGUGCGGUGUGGUGCAGAGAGGCAGGAGAGGGAAGGGAAGCGGUAGAGAGGAGACAGUUGGGCGGGGGACGAGGGGCCGAAAGUCGGCCGAAAGGCAGCAGUGGCAUCGGUCGAAAGCCUUCCGGUGUGAAUGCGUGGGUGGCUUCUUCGUGGGAGAGCAGAGGAAAUGGCGAAUCUAGAUCAGAUGCAGCUGAGGGAAGAGAUAAGGGAGGGGGGCAGAGGGGGGGGAGCAGUAGAGUGGACACGUGGGUGGCACCAUCGUGGGAAAGGAAAGGGAGCAGAACGGAGGAUGCGCCGGGGAGGGGGGCAGAACGGGGAAGAGAAUCAAGCGGGGGGCUGGGGGGAAGGAGCGGGAGAGUGGAGACCUGGGUGGCUCCAUCGUGGGCGAAGAAAGGGAAGAGGGCGUGGUGGAUGGAGGACGGAGAUGGGGAGGAUGCGGGUAAGAAAGGGGGGGGUGAGGAAGGUGGGAGAAGAGCAGGGUUGGGGGGAGAGGGCGAAGAUCCUGAGGAGGGAGGAGGAGGAAGCGGAGAGAGGGAGGCAGGAAGGGGUCGUUUAAAUGAGCAGUAUCCCUGGCAGGAUCCGCGAGUCAGUGAAUCAUUAUUUGAAUCAUCAGGUGAAUCGUCAGGUGAAUCGUCAGGUGAAUCGUCAGGUGAAACAUCACGUGAAGAAUUGCCGUCUGGUGACCAAUCAGCGUCAACAGCGGCGCAAGUGCUGGCAACAACAGGCGAGCUAACAGCAGCAACCGCAGCAACAGAAGAAGAAGAAGCAGCAGAUGUGGCUUUAAGUACUUCUGCAGCAAGGGAAAGCAUGCGGACAGGGGGGACUGCUGGUCACCCAGACGCCCCACAAGGGAAAGCCUGGGCUAUUGCACAAACCUCAGCAGCCCAUCCCAAAACCUCAACUCCAUACCGUCAGAAAGUGCCGGGUCUGGGCCUGCAUGGUGGUGGGUUGGCAUUGAGCCAGGGUGGGCUGGCAGGGCCUUCAAGCAGCCAGGAGCAGUGGCCGUGGGAGGAAGGCGGGGCAGAGGACAGAGGAAGAGAGGGGGUAGGUACCCGGGGAGAAAGUGGAAGGGGAGGAGACGGAAAGGGAGAAGGCAUCAAGGAAGAGGGCGCAGUUGACAAGCACGAACGGAGGCCUAUAAAGGCUACGGAAGAGUUGAGGCCAUUGAGCGAGAGAGCAUUUGAUGAGAGAAGGUUGCAGAGGGGAGAAGCAGCUACGCAAGUAGUUGACUCUUGGGGAGCGCAUGGUGCUCCUGCUGUGUUUUCUGAUCGCAGUGUGGCUGCUGAUGGUGGUGUUAAGAGUGUGUCCAACGGGACGAAAGCUGUCAGCUAUGGUAGCACCAGGAGCAGCAGCAGCAGCAGGAGUUCAGAUCGUAGCGGUAGCCCAAGUCGCACACUGGAGUCUUCUAAGCGUCCAAUGCUGAAGUUCUCUGACAACGGCAUCCCUGACUUGCCGCCUCCAAGCAGCAGCAGCCUGGAAGUUUGCCGCGACAGCCCUGUAGCCCGAGCGCUGCAGGAGAGGCGCAAGGUGGUGAAGGCAGCGCUGAUGUCAGCAUUCAUCGAGGUGAAACUGGGGAAGGUGUAUUCCAGGGAGCUGAUCCGGCAUCUACCUGCCUUCAUCGACCAUCUCGUACUUCAGGCUGUUGCCCUCAAGUCAGACCGGCACUACGCCUUCCACUCCUUCCCCCACCGCGCCGCCAUCGCAGUGCACCGCUCUGCACCGCACCUGCUGGCGAAGUGGCUCAAGCAGACAGCCAAGCAGACCUUUGCACGCACGGCUGCUCUCAUCACCCUCGCCGCUGCCAUGGGGGAGGGGGGUGGGAGGGUUGAUCCUUACGCUGUCAGAACUGACAAUGCCAGAAGUGACAAAGCUGCUGUAAAGGACGGUGCUGCUGCUCUUAUAGAAGGUAGUACUAGUACCGCUGCUGCUGAUUGCAGGGAGGGUGCUGCGGCGCUGGGCGUUGAGGGCGAGCGGAGCGCCGUGACUGUAUCGAGUGGGCAACAGCGCAGUGGAGUGGUGUGGGUGCGUGACUACAUCGAGUGGCUGCACCGAGCGGGGGUGAAGCAAGAUGUGGUUGGGCGCGUUGCCGUGCGUAACCCCACCAUCCUCGCCACUCCUAUACACGACCUCCAGGCUCGUGUGGACUACCUAGUGAACGAGGUUGGAGUGCAGCGAGAAUGGAUGGGGGUGGUGCUGAGUAAGGCGCCAGGCGUGCUGGUGGAUCCCUUUGACAAGCUUCUAUCGAAGGGCCGCCUGCUGCACGCUGUGAUCGAACCCCUGGCAGUGCUGCAGAGGGAGCAGUGGGAGGAGCGGGAGAGGAGGGAGAGGAGGGAAGGGGGUGGAGCGAGGGAGAGGGAGGAGAGGGAGGAGGGGGAGGAGAGGGAGAGGGAGGGGAGGAUGGGGGAUGGGAGGGAGAGGGAAGGAACGGAGUUGGAGAGGGAGGGGAGUGAAUGGGAAGUAGCAACAAGACCAGCAGCAGCAGCAACAGCAGCAACACCAGCAGCAGCAGCAGCAGCGAAAUCUGCAGCAGGAGCAGCAGAGGAAACCCUUCUAUCGUCACCAACAGCAGAAUCGCUCACCCGUUUUCUCCCCACUCUGGCUUCUCAAGACAUCCCAGCAUCUCUCCGCUUACCCGAGUCCUUUCAGCAGCACCCCUUACCGAAGAGCGUGGGGGAACUGGCCGGCACUGUGGUGUACAACCAUCCCCCUGUGAUGAGCGAAGCUGAUUUACCCAUGGAGGCGUUGCAGGCCAAGCUCGCCUUCUUCGACUCCCUUGGUAUAAAAGGCGCAGGCCUCGCGAAGGUCAUCGUACGCCGCCCACAGCUGCUGAGCAGCUCUCUGGACGCCACAUGGCAGCUGCUGAUUCGCUACCUGUCGCUGCUGGGGCUGACUAACGUGCAGAUAGGGGAGAUGGUGGUGCGCCAGCCUAAAGUGCUGCAGCUGACAGUCCAAGCGGAUGUGUCUCCCAAGGUCCGUUUUCUCCGCCUCAUUGGAGUUCCCGAGGGGGAGGUAGCGGGAGUGCUGCACCGCUACCCACCCAUCCUCAGCUACAGCCUUGACAAGAAAAUCAGGCCUCUGGUCCGGUUCCUCGUCGCCGAAGCUGGAGUCCCGGACCACGAGAUCUGGAAAGUAGUGGUGGCUAAACCGGACCUGGUGGUGUGCCAACUGGAUGGCAGGCUCCGUCCGCUAGUGCGGUUCCUGCUGUCGAUGGGAACUGUGAAGGAAGAUGUGGGGAGCAUGGUGGUUCAGUUUCCCCCUCUCCUGAAAUAUAAUCCUGCAAUCUUAAAGCCCAAGUGGCGGUACUUCUCAAGGACCAUGCGCCUCUCUGUCGACCAUCUAGUCGCUUUCCCGCGUUACUUCAGCUAUGCACUGGAUACCAGGAUCGCCCCCCGGCAUCGGCUGCUGCAGCAGCAGGGACUGUCCUUCAGCCUAAGGCACAUGCUGUGCUGCUCUGAUGCGCUCUUCCUUGAGCGGGUGAAGUGGGCGCUGGAGGGGAGAGGGGAGGGGAGUGGAGAUGGGGGUGAGGAGGAUGAAGAAGAGGGGGGAGGGGAGGGAAGCAGAGAGGAGAGUGAGGGGGAAGAGCAGGAGGAAGCAGAGGGAGAGGAGGAAGAGGGGGAAGGAAAGGUGGGGGGAAGAAGGGCGGGCACAGGGUAGAGAAGGACUCAGUCAUUCGGGGGCUGGGUCGUUGCCCACUGCAGGGCAGAAGUGUAGGGAAGGGGAGGGAAGGGAAGAGAGUGAUUCAUCCAUAAAUGCAAGAUCCUUGGAGAAAGGAGUGUGAUUCACGCUUAUUCGCCUUGGCCUGCAUCUGAAUGGACUUCUCCUUGGAAGAAACUUAUUGAGUACCGGUACUCAUUCACACCAGUCUAGUCUAAUGCCGGCCAGGCCAGGCCAGGCCAGGCCAGCCGACUCUCCAUUGUGCGUCUUCGCCUUGGUCUGCUGCUUGUUGACCUUCUCUUUGCCCUUCUCCAGCAGCGCGCAUGCAUGCCACACCGCAGACUGGUUAAAGCACAUCCAGAUCAGUCAAGCGAGAGGGACAACCAACCCACCCAUCCACUCCCUGUUCCCCAUCUUUGCCCUUGCUGUCGAGAGACCCACUGGGGUUGCCCUUGAGAUCCUCGCGGAAGGCUACAGGCCUCUAUGCCCAGGGGGUUGUGGGUGCACUGACCCGCUACUUAAAGCCCUUUGCUAAAAUUACACAGCUGGGGCUCACUUGAAACUUGUAUUUUUCCUUU
This is a messenger RNA of Closterium sp. NIES-67, 4663 nucleotides long. The record is from the annotation of a GenBank genome assembly. Lineage: Eukaryota; Viridiplantae; Streptophyta; Zygnematophyceae; Desmidiales; Closteriaceae.